Histoplasma capsulatum G186AR is the source of this 3223-nucleotide messenger RNA. Its product is annotated as U5 small nuclear ribonucleoprotein component. The record is from RefSeq and is a predicted model, not a curated record. Gene Ontology annotation, molecular function: GTPase activity; GTP binding; translation elongation factor activity. Bases 1 to 2973 code for a protein of 990 amino acids. The transcript is spliced from 4 exons. Gene Ontology annotation, cellular component: U4/U6 x U5 tri-snRNP complex; U2-type catalytic step 2 spliceosome; cytosol. Lineage: Eukaryota; Fungi; Ascomycota; Eurotiomycetes; Onygenales; Ajellomycetaceae. Gene Ontology annotation, biological process: mRNA splicing, via spliceosome.
AUGGACGAUCUUUACGACGAGUUCGGGAACUACAUUGGGGAGGCUGAAGAGUCUGAAGAGGAGCUUAGACAUGGCGAAUCUCGCCCAGACGCAUACGCUUACGACCUCGAGUCGGAGGAAGAUGAAGAGGCUGGAGAAGGGCCUGCUCAUGAUCAGCAAUUGAUGGAGCUAGAUGAACAAGGUCCUUCGAAUGCGGUCAUCCUACAUGAAGAUAAACAAUAUUACCCAACGGCCCAGCAGGUGUAUGGCGAAGGCGUGGAGACGCUUGUCGAGGAAGAAGAUGCGCAACCGCUGACCCAGCCCAUCAUCGCCCCCGUCCAGCAGAAGAAAUUCGCGGUCCAGGAAGCGGACCUUCCCUCCGUUUUUUAUUCACGCGAAUUUAUGACUGACCUCCUAAAUUUCCCCAACCAAACCCGAAACAUUGCCCUUGCUGGCCACGUGCAUCAUGGAAAAACCGCGUUUAUGGAUACUCUCGUAAUGCAAACGCACGACCUGUCGGAACGGCUGGAUAAAAGGAUUGGCAGACGGAAAGAUGAGCAACUACGUUAUACAGAUGUCCAUUUUGUCGAACGGGAACGUGGUUUAUCUAUCAAAUCUGCUCCCAUGAGUUUGGUCUUACAAGGCACGCGCGGGAAAUCACACCUUUUCAAUAUCAUUGACACCCCCGGACACGUAAAUUUUGUUGACGAGGUUGCUGCUGCGUUCAGAUUGGUUGACGGCGUUGUCCUGAUAGUUGACGUUGUUGAAGGGGUGCAGAUCAAUACGGAGCAGAUAAUCAAAUAUGCUGUGCUGGAGGAUUUGCCUCUCACGCUGGUCGUGAACAAGAUGGAUCGACUCAUCCUUGAACUAAAACUUCCCCCCUCGGACGCUUAUUUCAAAUUAAAACACGUCGUCGAAGAAGUGAACACGGUUAUCGAACGGACCUUACCUGGCCAAGGCGAAAAGAGGAGAUUGAGCCCGGAGAAAGGGAAUGUCGCAUUCGCCUGCACCAGCAUGAACUGGUGCUUUACGUUACAGUCAUUUGCGAAGAUGUAUGCUGACACCUACAAGGGCAUUGAUAUUGCAGAAUUCGGUGCCCGUCUCUGGGGCGAUAUCUUUUUUAACCCCAAAAGCAGAAAGUUCACCCGCAAGGGCGUUGAAGAGCGCUCGAAACGGACUUUCGUCCAUUUUGUUUUGGAGCCUAUCUACAAGAUCAUUUCUCACACCAUUUCUGAGAGCCCGGAGGACCUAAAAGAGACUCUAGCCACCCUAGGAAUAUUCCUAAAACCUUCCCAGCUGAAAUCGGACGCGAAGAUCCUACUAAAGCUUGUUUGCGAACAAUUCUUCGGGCCUGUUGAUGGAUUCGUUGACAUGGUGGUCCAGCACAUCCCCUCACCAAAGGAUAAUGCACAGAAGUUGCUCGAGAAAUACUACACUGGACCUCUGGAUACAAAAGUGGCGGCUUCAAUGUCAACAUGCGACCAAGACGGACCUUUGGUAAUCCAGGUAACAAAACUAUACAGCACUCCUGAUGCAUCCAAGUUCAACGCCUUCGGUAGAGUAAUGAGUGGUGUUGCUCGACCGGGUCAGCAAGUACGGGUUUUGGGAGAGGGCUACACCAUCGACGACGAGGAAGAUAUGGUCAUUGCCACAAUAGCGGAUACUUGGAUUGCGGAGACCAGAUACAACAUCCCUACAAGCGGUGUCCCUGCCGGAAACUGGGUGCUUCUAUCAGGUGUAGAUAAUUCCAUAGUAAAGACCGCUACACUGGUUCCCCUGAAACUUGAAGAUGAUGAAGACGCUUAUAUCUUCAAGCCGAUAAAGCACAUGACCGAAUCUGUUUUCAAGGUUGCAGUUGAACCCAUCAAUCCCUCCGAACUCCCCAAGAUGCUUGAGGGUCUUCGAAAAAUCAACAAGAGCUAUCCAUUAAUAUCUACCAAGGUCGAGGAAUCAGGUGAGCACAUUGUUCUAGGAACGGGAGAACUUUACAUGGAUUGCGUCCUCCAUGACCUCCGCCGCCUUUACGCAGAAAUGGAAUUGAAGGUCUCAGAUCCAGUCACUCGCUUCUGCGAGACGGUCGUCGAAACUUCAGCCAUUAUGUGCUACGCCAUAACCCCUAACAAGAAAAACAAAAUCACAAUGAUUGCAGAGCCUCUGGAUGAUGGAAUUGCGGAAGAUAUUGAAAGCGGACGAGUUAGCAUACGCGACCCCAUCCGCAAAGUCGCUCAGUUUUUCGAACAGAACUAUGACUGGGAUAAACUGGCUGCGCGGAGUAUUUGGGCAUUUGGGCCUGAGGAAAUGGGUCCCAACAUCCUCCAGGAUGACACUUUACCUUCUCAAAUAGAUAAAAAGCUCCUGGGGACCGUGCGGGACUCCAUACGGCAGGGUUUUAGUUGGGGAACUAGGGAAGGACCCCUGUGCGAAGAACCCAUCCGCAACACCAAAUUCAAACUCACGGACAUAUCCCUCGCCGACCAAGCUAUCUUCCGUGGUGGUGGCCAAAUAAUCCCGACAGCCCGACGCGCCGUCUACUCCUCCUUCCUCAUGGCCUCACCCCGUCUCAUGGAGCCCAUAUACACCUGCUCCAUGACAGGGCCCGCUGACUCCGUUGCGGCCAUCUACACCGUCCUUUCUCGAAGGCGCGGCCACGUUCUCUCCGAUGGCCCCAUCGCUGGCACCCCACUUUACGCCGUCCGUGGCCUAAUCCCUGUCAUCGACUCAUUCGGCUUUGAGACAGAUCUGCGCAUACACACGCAGGGCCAGGCGAUGGUGAGUCUUGUCUUUGAUAAGUGGAGUGUCGUGCCUGGGGAUCCGUUGGAUAGGGAUGUGAAGCUGCGGCCGUUGGAUAUGGCGAGUGCGAUGGCGACGGCGAGGGAUUUUGUGCUCAAGACUAGGAGGCGCAAGGGGCUAGCGGAAGACGUGAGUGUUAGUAAGUUUUUAGAGCCGGAGCUUUGGAGAGGGUUGAGGGAGAGUGGCGUGUUAGGGGAGGGGUAGUAGGAACUGGUGUUUUUCUUCUCCUUAUUGCUCCUGGCUAUUUCCGCAACGUAGUUUGAUAUGUUUGAAGGGUCUUCACUUUAGUUGGCUUGCAGGUAUUUAUGUACAAUUACGGUGGGGAUUGAUUUUGCUUGUAUUCACCGGCAAGAUUAAAAAAGAGAAAAUGCAUUGAGUGGAAAUUACAUGGUAUAUAAUGUAUAGAAUUUCUAUAUUGCAACGAUCAAUCUAAAGCGCAAUUAAUCUCGUUUUC